AUGUCACAGUGCAUAGAGGGUUUCAAGCAUUUGUGCACCUCUGUUUUAGGGUGUUUUGAUCUUGAUUUGUAUAAACAAUCUGGUGGCCUUGGCGAUCCUGAAUUGCUUGCGAGAGACACAGUUUUUAGUGUGAGUGAAAUAGAAGCUCUUUACGAACUGUUUAAGAAAAUUAGCAGCGCCGUGAUUGAUGAUGGGCUGAUUAACAAGGAAGAGUUUCAGUUGGCUUUGUUUAAGACGAAUAAAAAAGAGAGCUUGUUUGCAGAUCGGGUCUUUGAUUUGUUUGAUACAAAACACAAUGGAAUACUCGGGUUUGAGGAGUUUGCUCGUGCUCUCUCUGUCUUUCACCCAAGUGCGCCUAUAGAUGACAAAAUCCAUUUUUCAUUUCAGCUAUAUGAUCUUAAACAGCAGGGGUUCAUCGAACGGCAAGAGGUGAAACAAAUGGUUGUCGCUACCCUUGCUGAAUCCGGAAUGAACUUGAAGGAUACUGUCAUAGAGGAUAUAAUUGACAAGACGUUUGAAGAAGCCGACACAAAACACGAUGGAAAGAUCGAUAAGGAAGAGUGGAGAAGCCUUGUUCUUAGACAUCCAAGCCUUCUCAAGAACAUGACUCUUCAGUAUCUCAAGGACAUCACGACUACGUUUCCGAGCUUUGUGUUUCAUUCUCAGGUUGAAGAUACCUGA
Arabis nemorensis is the source of this 681-nucleotide messenger RNA. Lineage: Eukaryota; Viridiplantae; Streptophyta; Magnoliopsida; Brassicales; Brassicaceae. The record is from the annotation of a GenBank genome assembly.